Molecule: messenger RNA, 4989 nt
Organism: Xyrauchen texanus (razorback sucker)
Lineage: Eukaryota; Metazoa; Chordata; Actinopteri; Cypriniformes; Catostomidae
Gene: ubash3bb
Product: ubiquitin associated and SH3 domain containing Bb
Exons: 13
Coding region: 1364-3328 (654 amino acids)
Molecular function (GO): protein binding
Source: RefSeq, a predicted model, not a curated record
ACAAAAAAGAAUGUGAAAGUGGAACUUUAGUAAAAAAUUAAAGGACUUAAAUAUCAAUCUGUUUCUUACCCACACACUUACAAUGCAAGAGAAUGGUGAUCAAACCUUUGUAGCGCCAAAAAUCACAUAAAGGAAACAUAGAAAUAAUCCAUGUAUUCAGAAGUGAUAUAAAUGUAAGUCCUUUUUACCCAAAUCUCCACUUUCCCUUUUACAUCUGAAAGUCACAUGUGGUACCUGUUUAGUUUCACUUUCAUAUCUGAACGAGAAAGUGGAGAUUUAGAGUAAAAAAAGGACUUCUGUUUUUCACCCACACAUAAUAGUUUCUGACGAUAUGGAUUAAACCCCUGGAGUCGUAUGGAUUACUUUUAUGCUGCCUUUUUCAUGCUUUUUGGACUUUCAGAUUUCUGGCCACCAUUCACUUGCAAUAUAUGGACCACAGAGAUAUUUUUCAAAAAAACUUGAUUUGUGUUCUGCAGAAGAAAGACAUACACUUUCAUACAAGUGCAUGAGGGGAAUAAAUUAUGGAGAAUUUUCACUUUUGGAUUAAUAAUGUGUACUGGGUUAUUUUGUGGAGCUGCUUGUUAUUACACAAUUGUUAUUUUUAUCGCCAUGUUCAUUUUUUUUUUAUCUACAUUUAAAAUGUGUAGCAUGAACACUUUGAUCAUCCUUCGACUUUUAUGAAAAUGAGGUAGACUAGCUAAAACAGGUCAGUUACUGUGUGGUGGUGUUGGCAAACAUGGGAGAGCAGUGAAUGGUUAACGGGUUUUACCAGAAUAGCUUUAACUUAAGUUGUGUAUAAAAACCUCGUGACAUGCCUACCUAGGGGCCAUUCACACCAAAAACAUGUAUGCUUCCGUCGCGCUCUUAUUCAUGUAUUUUCCCAAAAUGCGCUAGACGGACGACUCCGAUCGUUGCACCACGUCUCGCUGUUUAGUGUCCCGCGUUUUUUAUAGACGUCCUAUCAAGUUAAAAAGAACUUCAGCUGUUGAAAACAUGUCUCGAGACACAUCUCUUCUCUUUCAGCGAAGGGACUUGUUCGAUGUGAACGCCCCCCUAGACAUCAUUUUUGGACAUCAAGGUUACUUUGUCCAAACUGUCGCGUUCUGACUUGGAACUCGUCUUUAUUGCCAAAAAUGCUGCCUAGGUAGGCGGCUCACGUGGUUUUGAGCAAUUAUUUCAGGCUUGUUAAUAUUUAUAAUGCACACUACUACUGUAAACAAAUAUACGCCGCCGAUGUCUGGGAGGAGGGACCGCUUAUGGUUUAGUCAUAGUGUAAAUCGUCAAAUAAGCAGAUGUUUCCUAUAGCUGCGUUGUCUUCGACUAUUGUCACAUACGACAGUAUCGUUUAAUGGGACUGUGAAGGAUGGCAUCAAAGGAGGAUCUUUACUCUAAGAUUAUUCCGCGCAGACUUCGACAGAACAGUUGUGGCUCUGUCAAACAUGGGUCCAAUUUGGACGUGCUGCUGUUGAUGGGAUUUCCUCAGCACAGAGCAUUAAAAUCUCUGGCAGCAACUGGAGGCAGAAAUGUUCAGCUAGCAUGCGACUGGCUUUUCUCCCAUUUGGAUGAUCCUUUCCUUGACGACCCUUUACCCAGAGAGUAUGUGCUGUAUCUGCGCCCCAGUGGCCCUUUACAAAAUCAACUUUCCCAUUUCUGGCAUCAGUCACGGUUGACAUGUGGCAAGAACAAAGCUCACAAUAUCUUUCCACACAUCACACUUUGCCAAUUCUUUAUGUGUCCAGACAAUAAAGUGGUGGCCCUGUGUGAAGCUCUGCAGUCAGCUGUGAAUCAGUGGAGAGGACGAUUUCCCAGCCCUCUGCCCCUGGAGCUCUACACCUCCACCAACUUCAUAGGCCUCUUUGUGGAGGAACAGGUGGCAGAGACGCUGAAAAAGUUUGCAGCCGACUUUGCAGCUGAGGCUGCCACUAAAGCUGAUGUUCAUGUGGAACCCCAUAAAAAGCAGCUUCAUUUGACUCUAGCCUAUCACUUUCCAACCAGUCAUUUUUCUUCCUUGGACAAGUUGGCUAAAGGGAUCGAGGUCCAAUUAGGAUGUGAUUGGCUUGCUGUUCUCUUCUCACGGGACUUACGAUUUGCGAAUCAUGAGACUUUGCGAGUGAUGUACCCCUACACUCCUCAGAAUUAUGAUGAGUUGGAGCUUGUGCCAGGAGAUUUUAUCUUCUCAUCUACAGUGGAACAAAUGAGCACUAGUGAGGGCUGGGUUUAUGGUACAUCUCUGGGUACAGGCAUCUCUGGACUGCUGCCUGAGAACUAUGUCAGCCCUGCUGAUGAGUCUGACACAUGGGUCUUCCAUGGGUCACAGUCCUUCUUUUGUACCUCUCCUCCAGAAAAGGGCUGCAAAGAGAGCAAAUCAUUGGAUGGGUUGCUCAACAUUCGUUGUUUGGAUAACUCAAAGCUGGGAGAUUCUGCAGUCUUGAGUGUAAUUUACCAACCUAUACAGGUGCUUCGGUCCAACAUCAUGUCUCUGCCUCCUAAAAGGACCCUGUUUGUAUGUCGGCAUGGAGAGAGAAUGGAUGUUGUGUUUGGAAAACACUGGUUCUCACAGUGUUCAGACUCUAAAGGCAGGUAUGUGAGGAGUAACCUGAAUAUGCCUUCUGAACUACCUGCCUGGGGUGGAGCACAGAAGGACUAUGAAAUGGAUACUCCAAUCACAAUGGUUGGAUCUACACAGGCCAGGAUAGUGGGUGAGGCUCUGCUGGAAAGUAAUACCACUAUAGAUUUUGUGUACUGCUCACCCAGCCUCCGCUGUGUCCAGACAGCUCAUGAAAUCCUCAAAGGAAUGCAGCAGGAUGGAAGAAUCAGCAUCCGAGUGGAGCCUGGGCUUUUUGAGUGGACUAAAUGGGUCCCAGGAUCUUCUUUGCCUGCUUGGAUACCUCCUACAGAUCUUGCUGCGGCCAAACUUAAUGUAGACACAACAUACAGACCUCACAUCCCCAUUGGCAAACUAACAGUCUCAGAGAGGUACAACACAUACAUUAGUCGGAGUUACCAGGUGACCAAAGACAUUUUGGCUUACUGCAAAAAUAAAGGAAACAACAUUCUGUUUGUGGGACACGCUUCUUCAUUGGAGGCCUGCAUUCGCCCGGUCCGGGGCCUCUCUCCACAGAAUCCUAAAGACUUUGUGCAAGUAGUCCAAAAGGUUUGUUUAAUCUUUUCUGUCAUUCAUAUGUUCCUUGUCUCAUCUGUUUCAUCAACCUUUCCUCUGUUUCCCUUCAAACAUGAUGCAUCAUGGGGGCUGAUGUUUUCCUCCAGAUUCCAUACUUGGGUCUCUGUGCCUGUGAGGAGCAGGGUGACACAGGAGUCUGGCAGUUAGUGGACCCCCCAAUUCUUCCUCUAAUGCAUGGGCCCAACCACAGCUUCAGCUGGAAAGAGACCUUACAGCAAGAUUGACCAUAUCUGCAUGGUCUGUCCACAAAAGACUGUUACCUGCACUGGAAGUACACAACUGAAUGUCUUUUUAAAUAGAUCUAGUCUGUACCAUUCAAAUUAUGUAACUUAGAUAUUGAUCUGGGAUGUGGCAAAGGUUUUGUUUGCAGGUGGUGGACUGAGGAGACUGCACUGAUUAAUGAACAUUUGUGGUAGUGUUUACUGAGCCUUUAAGCAGGCUUUCUCAGGGCACUGGCUAUCACUUUUAGCAGGUAAAAAUUCACAGUGGCUUAAUGCAGCUUAGCAUGAAUAUGAUAUUGCUUUGCCAUGCAUACAUAUGAUGUACAUGCAAUGAGAAUUACAUAAUCUAUUUUAAACUCAGUCAGUCAUUUCUCAGAAUUCUCUCUCAAACUUAACUUGAAUGCAUGAAAGAAAGUUUAAUAUCUGGUUUAGCAUUGCUGAAAGAAUUUCAAAUGCUUUUGUAAUAUUUUACAGAUAGAUGACAAUCAGGAUAAUUAAUAAUACUGUUGUCACAUUAUUUAUAUGAAUGUCUCAAAACCAAAUGAACAUUGGCAAAAAAUGAUAAAACUAGAAUAUGUGAAAAGUAGAUGCCAGUAAUGAAUACUACAAAUUAUUUAGAAAAUAAAAUGCUUUAAAUUGCACCAUGUCUGACUUAAGGUAAACAUAGGGAACACAUAGGGAACUAGGGUCGAAUUUCAAAGCAUUUCAAAGUAGAAUAUACUGGCUGUAGCAUAUAUGGAGAAGCCCAUAUUUCAACUUAGCAUGUUUCCUAAAUCUCUGAUGACAUAUUAUGAUAAUUGUAUGCUUUAGUACAGUACAUAUAUUACAAAUAGCUCCUUUAAAGGACCAAUAUGUAACAUUGACAUCAAGCGUUUAAAAUGGGUACUGCAGUCCAAAGUCAAAAUAUUGGAGAGAGUUGUCUCCCCAGAUUCAAAGCUCACACGGGUUGCCAGGUUGAGAACUCAGCAUCCGUUUUAAAGUCUCUCUGGGCUUUAAGCGGUCUCAAUCUUCCAAAUGCAUCUCCAAUAUUUAUCCACGUUUUACUACACCUCUGGUCAUGGAGCUUUUUAGACAGAUGCCAAGGCUUUUUAGGUUGGGCAGAAUCUGUUAUCAGAUACAGUUUGUUUGCUGUCUUCAAUGACUGCAGCAUGCUGUGUUUGCUAAAAUCUGGCAACCCGGGGUGUCGAAAUACUAUUGGGAAAUGGGCAGUGGGCGUAACCAAAACACAAACAGAAAUUCCAGCCCGGAAAGGAACAAUGUAGCGUUGUUUUUGGAGAAGCCAGUAUUUAAGCUUAGCAUGUUUCCUAAAUCUCUGAUAAUAUAUUAUGAUAAUUUUAUGCAUUAGUACAAUAACUAUAUUACAUAUUGCUGCUUUAACCUUGAAAUAAAUCUGGGUGGAUUUAAUUGAGACUGUUCAUAAUCCUGUAAAAUUUAUCUGGGUAAAUUGAAAGGAGUAAAAUUCCAAGAAAACAGGCAAUGUCUUGUGCCAUUAACACAUGCUUAAAGCUACAAUAUUAACUUUUUUGUGUGUGUUGGGGGGGAGGGGGUAAAAUACAAUAAUUAUACUGUAAUUGGUGCAGAACAUUU